Messenger RNA from Chara braunii, 4324 nucleotides. The record is from the annotation of a GenBank genome assembly. NCBI's taxonomy places the organism in Eukaryota, Viridiplantae, Streptophyta, Charophyceae, Charales, Characeae.
GUAGGCGCUGCAGCGGCGGCCCGUCGGCCUUCGGGGGGGGGGGCUGAAGAUGGCUAAGAAAAAGAGAAAGGGGGAAGGGGAGGGCGCAAAGGAGGCCUUCGUGCCGGUUAAGGACGACGACCAGCGCGAGGCAAUUUGUCGGUGCUGCAUAUUCAAGUAUCUGACGAAGGGUCAGACGCUGGAGAGUUGCAAGGGCGACUUCAAGAUGAAGUGCCGGUUGUGCGACAAACCACCUUUCCAGGGCAGUCAGGCGCUGGGGGCUGAGCACUUCACGAAGGGUAGGUGCCCGAGGGUGACACCAGAGGUCCUCGUCGACAUUUGGAAUACCACACAAUACACUUUCGACCAGCGGCGAGAGAGACAGGUGCGGGAUUAUAUGGAGUAUCGUGGCAUCCGGAAAAACAGAGAGGUGGGAGUUGGAGUGCCGGAGGAUGACGAGGUGCAGGAUGUUUUGGACAGGGAGGGGGCGGACGACGAGGGAGGACAGUGUGGUGGCGAGGACGAUGAGAUGGGCGCAGGGGCGGAGGGUGAGGGCGAGGGAACGAAGGAGGACGGCGGUGAGGACGAUGUGCAGGAGUUAGGUGCGUCCCUUCAGGGGGGAUCAUUGAAGGCACGACGCACUGCUCAUUUGACAAGAACUUGUGCACCUAUGGAUGGCCGUAAGAAGAGGAGGGCGGACACCGCUCCUGCGGCACGUAUUCCGGAACCGAAACGCUUAAAGCAGGUCAGAUUGGAUGAGAUGUACGACCCGGAGUGGCAGACCACCUUCGACCAUCUCUUCCUACAGCGGUGGUAUACUGGCGGUGUCCCAUUUGAGAGGGCGAGGAUGCCCGAGUACAGGGCCAUCACGGGACAUCUGCAGAAUAUGCCCCGGGGCAUGAAGCCUACUUUGCCCCAGUUCGAGCGCAUAGCAGGCAGUGGCAUACAGGAGGAGCGUGCAUACAUAGUUGAUAAGCUACGUGACAUACGCGCGCAGAUGCAGCACACAGGGGCUACCAUCCUCACGGAUGGGAGGAAGUCCCUGAACUCUGAGUCCAUCGUGAACUUCCUGGCAGCAGGACAGUUGGGCGCCUUCCUUUUCACGACGGUGUUCGAGAAGUUCGGCGCGAAGAACAUCAACGCCAUCUGCACAGACUCUGCAUCAGUUUAUAUUGCCGCCGGUCGAGCGAUUUGCAACGAUCCCGAUCCAGAUAUCCGUCGCAUCCCUUGGCUCCCUUGUUCUAUCCAUUGCUGCAACUUGAUGUUGUCAGACAUGGUAAAGGAUAAGACAUGGGCCAUCGAGUUGUUGACCACGGCGAGGGCGGUUGUCCGAUUCAUUAGAUCUCACGGAUCGGCUCUCGCGUUGUUCAGGAGUUAUAGCGCGAGGGCCGAUCGCGAUGCACGGGCGGACCGUUUGGGUGGCAGCGCCGCGGGCGGAGAGGGGACAGUAGGCAGACCACGACGCGGCCGAGAGUUGUUGUACCCUUGCCAGACGCGAUUCGCGUCUAUGUACAUCAUGAUGGAGAGGUUGCGCGACCGCAUGGUUCCACUUGAGACGAUGAUGUUGGAGGGGGAUUGGGCGCGACUUCCAUGGGAGAGGAGGCUGCUCGGGCAGGCCGGGUGGGUGCGCACACAAGUGCAAUGCGGGUUGUUUUGGGAGGAGAUGGAUGAUCUCAUCGACGUCUUCACCCCGGUCGUGCAGUUGUUGAGGAUGUUGGACCAGGGGGGUUUGGUGAUCUCUUGCAUCUUCCGGUGGGUGACCCAGUUGGCCGAGGAGAUUCGGAAGUUGGAGUUCACUAGACCUCGCCUGGUUGGCAUGCUGCAGGAUUGUUACGCUCGUGCAUGCCAUGUGCUCGAGCCCGCCUAUGCUGCCGCCCAUCUUCUCAAUCCCAAGAGGCGGAACUUCGUUUACUUCCUGUCUCCGAGGCGCAGCGAUCAGCAGAAGAAGGUGGCGGAGAUGACACUUGAGUACAUCUACACGAAGACGGUCUUCGACCGGCAGGGAGACAGGUACAAGUUGGUCCGUCGGCAGUUGUACGACUUCCACGCGUGCGGGCCGAGGUAUGAUUGGGGUGGAGAUGCAGGCACUGGAGACGAGGACACGUGCGAGGGGCCGGAAGAGACACAGGCCAUUGCUGAUUGGUGGGUUUUGCACGACAACUGUGCCCCUAGGCUUUAUACCAUCGCCACACGUCUGAUGUACACGUGGGUCUACGCCUCUCCUGCGGAGAGGAACUGGGCGUUGCACGAGCGUAUCCACGAGAAGCGCCGCAACGGGUUGGACUUCACGAAGCUGACUGAAAUGGUGGAGAUAUCAGGUACUCUGCCGCCGGGGUCAUUGACGGACGAGGAGAUCGCGCGCCAGGCCCGCAGGAUGCAGCGUGCCUCGACGGUUCGCCACCCCCCUGCGGUUCAGACUAUGUUUGGUCGUCGUGCAGCUCAUAUCGAGCUGUACCACGAGGAGAUCGAGUACGAUCCACCCACAGACCCACAUGCUGCAGACGAGAUGGAGGCAGAGCCGUGGACGGACCCGGAGGAAUUGGAGCAGAGAGGUAGUGACACACCUGAUGCUGGUGACGUGUCCGGCGGAGAGAGUGAUCAUGAGGCUGCCAGUGAUAUGGGAGUGCGACGGCGAGAGGGCGCAAGCAGACAGGUCAUGCGAUCGUCGAGCGAGGACAAGGGAGGUGACGACGGAGCUGCCACCGAUGAUGAGGACUCCGACGUCGAGAGAGAGGGACACGACCAGGACAGAGGAGAUGGGGACGAGCAUGGAUUCGACGGCGGUGACGGCAGUGGGCCGUUUGAGGACGGAGCGGGUGGCGCCUUCCUUGUUACUCCUGGCCCCAGUGCAGUGGGCGGGGGCAGUAGUGGCGGACAUGGAUUUGGUUUGGAGGUACCGCAGGGAUCAAUUCCCUCAGGCAUUUUCAGUGACGGCUUCGACCUUGGACGUCCACCCACUUCAGAUGCUCGGUGCGGCGGGGUGCGUGUUCAGACACCGGUGAGCGAAGUCGCACACCUCAUAGGGUCGGUUUUUGGUGGUGCUAGUUCGGGGUUGUUGACAGAGGCUGCCAGAGCGCCAGGCGAGAUACAGGAGGGAAGGACUAGUGACGAAGUCGAUCAUGUUGCCAAGAGGCUAGAUAUGGACCCCGAGGACGUGCUUGAGGAGGAGCGUUCGCCGUUUGGCACGGAUGAUGUUGCAGAUGGUGGAGGACUCUGCACAGAGGGACACGUGGUGGAUCGUGCGGGCGACCACCCGGACGACGCGAGGGUAGGGUUGGGUGGUUUAUGUGGGGCCAAAGACAUGGUACUACCCACUACUGAUGAGGCGGACGGGGGCGACGGUGCGGCCACGACAGACGCAGGGGGGUUGCUUGGGUGCGAUGGCACGGAGGUGGAAGGGCAGGUGGAUAAAGCACUUGUCGGCGUUGCCGUUGCCACAAUGGAGGAUGUGGUCGCAGAUCACACUCAGGAUGGUCUUGUCGCGGUGGAUGCUAUGGUUGCACAUCGCAACGAGGAGGAGCGACAGAUGGACCCUGGGGACAUUGUUGCAGACCCCGUAGAGGCACACGUGCCCACCAUGCUCCCACUCGAGCGCCACACUGAUGGGAUUGAUCCAAUGAUGGGCAGGAACAGGCAUAUAUCGAAGAGGCUUUGGAAGGUUGUGCCUCCAUCUUCUUUCGUGCCUGUUAGUCCGCCAGCACCCUCGGGGGUAUCGGGGGAUAUUGGGAAGUCUAUGGAGAUGGCCGACUUGUUCGAGCAGUUGACAGGUCAAAGGGUUAUCGAGUUGGGAAGGGUAUCAUGGGGAGCAGGGCCAGUUGCUGCAGGGACACGACCGGCAUGUGCAGGGGCGGUGAGUGGACGGGGAGGUGAGUCUGGUGGCAGUGUUGUGGGCGGGGGAGGUGGUCCCGCAGUUGGCGGUGGACUGUCGAGCCUUUCGGGCGGGAGUGUUGGUUGGGGAGAAGGUUCUGCUGCGCCGGCGACGGCAGGAGGGCGCGGGCAGGUGCAGGGUUCUCCAUCACCUUCAUCGAAGGCGAAGGGGAAGUCCGUAUCGUGGAGCGACAUCAGCAGGGUCACCCGCAAACUCAAGGAUGCUAUGUCUGGGGUCACGGGUGAGAGGAGGGAUCGUGAGGGGAGGUUUACAGAGAUGUUUGCGGACGCAGCAGGUUGGGUACGGAAGGGAGAUAGGUUGGAGCAUCCUGGUGCCGGGUCGUCGUGUGCUGCAGAUCGACGGGGCAGCACGAUGGUUGCACCGCUGUCAUGACCGCCCACAGCAGGUGCGGCACAGCGAGAUGGUCAUCGACGUCCGAAAAGGCGAUCUUCCACACGUGCGUUGCCAGGUGCCCGA